CACUCACUAAGGGCUCAGUCGAGUUGAGAGUCCGGCGCGUGAGCUGUGUCCUUUAACGGCAAGAAAAAAAACAAAGUUGGACGAAAUUACUUAAUUAUAAAGAAGGACAUCCUUGUAGGAACACAUGGAAAGGAGCGUCUUUGAGGCCGAGAGGAAUCGGGACGAGUGAGAGAUCAAUCCUGAGGAGCGCUGAGGAAUUUCAUUCAAACUAAAAAACCAAGACAAAACAUUUGUUAAAUCUACAAAUCCAGAAAUCUUUCGGAUCUCGGCGCGUGUCACUUUUUCUGACGUCUCCCUGCGCAUGCAAAUGGCGUGUUGUCUGAAGGACGAGCUCCUGUGUUCCAUCUGCCUGAGCAUUUAUCAAGACCCGGUGAGUUUCGGCUGCGAGCACUACUUCUGCCGUAAGUGCAUCACGGAGCACUGGAGCAGGCAGGAGCACCACGGCACGCGCGACUGCCCCGAGUGCAGGAGGACCUUCACUGACCCGCUGCUCUCGCCCAGCCUCAAGCUCUCCAACAUCGUGGAGAGGUACUCGGCCUUCCCGCUCGACGCCAUCCUCAACGCCCAGAGGAACACAUACCCCUGCAAGGACCACGAGAAGGUCAAGCUGUUCUGCCUCAACGACAAGAGCCUGGUGUGCUUCUUCUGCGACGAGCCCGCUUUACACGAGCAGCACCAGGUCACCACCAUCGAUGAGGCUUAUGAGGAAAUCCAGAGGGAGAUGAAAGAACAGCUGACCGCUCUGCAGGACAGCGAGAGAGGACACACGGAGGCUUUACAGCUGCUGCAGAGACAGCUCACAGAGACCAAGUCUUCAGCUAAAAGCCUGCGAGCUACGAUCGGCGAGGCGUUUGAUCGUCUGCAGCGCUUCCUGCGCGAGAGGCAGAAGAGCAUGCUGGAAGAACUGGAAGCCGACACGGCUCGCACCCUGUCCGACAUCGAGCACAAGAUCCAGCGCUACAGCCAGCAGCUCCGCGAUGUCAAGGAGGGCAUCCAGAUCCUGCAGGAUAAGCUGAGCGAAACCGGACGCCACGAGUUUCUGGAAGGGGUGGCCCUCACCGCCGAAAGAGAGCAAGUGAUUCGUGGAAGGUAUUGCUGGUGGAAGAUACCAAGAAUAAAAGGCAAAAUACACGAAACCAACCUCACCUACGAAGACUUUCCCACAUCUAAAUACAUGGGUCCGUUACAGUACACGAUCUGGAAGUCUCUGUUCCAGGAUAUCAAUCCAGUGCCUGCUGCUUUGACUCUGGAUCCGUUGACCGCGCACCAGAGGCUGAUCCUGUCUGACGACUGCACCAUAGUGGCGUACGGGAACCUGCACCCGCAGCCCCUGCAGGACUCGCCGCGCCGAUUCGACGUAGAGGUGUCGGUGCUGGGGGCCGAGGGCUUCUGCUCAGGGGUGCACUACUGGGAGGUGAUGGUGUCCGAGAAGACCCAGUGGAUGAUCGGCGUGGCCAACGAGACGGUCAGCCGCAAGGGCAGCAUCCAGAUCAGCCCGAGCCGUGGCUUCUACUGCAUCGUCAUGCACGACGGCAACCAGUACAGCGCCUGCACCGAGCCCUGGACCCGCCUCAAUGUCAAGAGCAAGCUGGAGAAAGUGGGCGUGUACCUAGACUACCCCAAAGGCCUGCUAGUCUUCUACAAUGCCGACGACAUGUCCUGGCUCUACACGUACCGAGAGAAGUUCCCCGGCAAGCUGUUCCCGUACUUCAGCCCCGGUCAGAGUCACGCCAACGGGAAGAACGUGCAGCCGUUACGGAUCAACACCGUGCGACUAUAGGCUGCCCUUCCAAUUCAACCUUCAGUCUUCAAGAGACCAGUAGUGUUUUGUUUUUGUUGUUUUUGGUGCUCCGUUUUUAAGUUCUGGCUCAGAACUCCAGACACGCUUUAUAGCACCGUGACCUCUCGAAUAUUUUUCAAUUCCAGCUUUCGACAGUGCCGUGCAUCGGGAGCGGUGGCAGAAAUUCUUCUACAUUUCUGAUGCGACAUUUCCUCUGCUGGCUUUUUGUACAUUCAGUGUUUCUGGUCAUUUGUAAUCGUGCCGUGGCCCUCUCGCUCUCCCAGCUGCUUCACACACACACACACACACAUACACACACAAUGCUCCAACUCAUAUCCUGUCAGCCUCCAGAGGCCAAGUGCUCACUCUCAGCCCUCUUCUUUUCAGAGAGGGAGAGAUAGAGAGAUAGAGAGAGAGAGAGAGAGAGAGAGAGAGAAAGCACUGUUGUAUUUCAGCUCGAAAUGUGAAGAUGUGUCACUUUUUAUUCAUUGUGCAAUCAUUUUUGGCAUGUUCUAUGGAAUGUCCAGGACGCUAUACCACUAUUCUUUUCUCUUAUUCAUUUCCCUGUGAUUAAUGAGAUAAGAUUGUGUGUGUGUGUGUGUGUGUGUUUAAGGAUUUUAUUCUCUACCGUUCACCGCUGUGAUGAGGUAAUGAGAACGGCACGUCGUCUUCUGCCGCUCAGGUGACCUUUAUCCGCGGCCGCGGUCUUCACAGUCGGCCACCGGUAAUUGCGGUGUGUCCGGGUGCGCGGGCGUGUGUGCGAGUUUGAGGCGAGUCUGACCCUGACACUUGUGUUUUAUGUCCAGUUUUAGAUUCAGGACACAGCAGGAAGAAUAAACUGGCAUCACCUGAGCAUUAUGUUAAGAAUUAAAGACAUCAGAGUUACUGCUAUCACUCAGAGUAAAAUAUUUUGGUAUAACUGCACACACUGAGGUGUUUUAUUUCUCUUGUACCACAGCCAGCGAUGAUAAUUCAAAACCAUUCAAUCCGUUCAUAGUUACGUUGUGAAAUAUUCGUUAUAGCAGCUCUAAACAGUUCACUUCACCAGCGUCUCGUUUUUGUUUUCUUUUCAAGUUGAUGAGGCAAAAAAGAAAAAAAAACACCCCAGCUCGUAAUGUUACAGAAAACAACAAAAACAUAUUUCCUGUUUUCUCAAGACUUUAAUGUGGAGUGCAUUUUAAAAAUUCACAUAAAUUUUUUUUAUUUGAUAUUGCUAUAUCACAGGUUAUUAGUCUUGAGCUGUUGCCAUAGAAACCAAUAGCCAAUCAAAACGGAUGAUUCAACAAGGCUGUGGUAUUAAAACAUCGAUCGAGCGACUGUUCGCUCUUCUUUUCCCCUUCACGUCUUUUAAAACCGUUCAUUUCUUACAUUCCUUUAUUCCCAGUCACGCUGUCGUUCCUCUGGACGUCUCACUGGGACGGUCAGUGUGUUAAAACAAGCAAGGGCUGUGACUGCGUCGGGCCAUCUGUCACCUCCAGCACGUUUACGAGGCAGAAAUGGUGCGAGGCAGUCACUUGAUUUCCAUUGAUAUCCAUUCCAUGUAUAUUUUUAAAAACUUAAAAAUGCAAGGGCCAAACGUUUUUAUUUCUGUUCUUCAUGUAAAUAGAUAAUGAUGUUGGUUUUUUUCCUGUUGUGGUGUGUUCAGUGGGGGCAGAGAUGAUGGUCUUACAUGAAAGCACGGCACAAUUAUUUGAUUUAUUUAUUUUUUUAUUUUAAAGAACACUACCCCUGUUUGUGAACGCACUUUGUUCUUGGUUCCUUUGUCCUGAAUGGUUCCCCACCCCCCACCCCCACCCUGCUACAGCAGUGUAAACACGGCCAUAUUCUCCACGGCCUUGUUAUAAACCCUGCCUUCUUUUGUGCUAAUGCUUCAGGGAGUCUUUACAAUUUCUUUCUAUUUUAUUUUCCCUUUGUUCCCACGUCAGCAAUAUAACCACUUCCAAGUAAGAAAGUAAACAUGCACUGGACAAACAAUAAACGUAAAAGAAGAGUUGAUGAUCGUCUGACGUUAAAAAUGAAGCUCUCCCUUGCAAAACAUGAAACUUAGAAAUUUAUAGAAAAUUCAGUGUAAAUAUUAGCUUCCUAAUAAAAAAGGAGUCUCUUGAGUGAGAUCUAAUUCGUGGUUAAAACUCUUCCACUGGUCUUACAGUUUAUCCAGAGAUACAGUGAAGUGGGAACAGCCCGAGGGUUGGGUUGGUAUUCUCCAACAAUAAACACUGAUUCACUGAAAGGGAAAUCCCCCCCCCACAAAAAAAAAAAUUUUCUAGUGAUGUUUGCACCUCUGCUUUGAGCUUGAAGUAAAUGUCUCAUGUAUUUGAGGUCAGCAAAGCACAAAACUCACAAAUAGAUUAACUAUUAGCUCCACAGGAAAAAAAAUGAAUUUGUUUCCCUAAAAAAGAGGAAGAGCCUCACAUGUUAAAAUUCUGAGACUUUUAUUGUCCGUGUCACUUGGGUUUUUUUUAAUUUAUUAUCUGAAGGCUCCAGGAUGCACCCUGCACAUAUUUCAGUAUAAAGUUAUUUCGGCUCUUAUAGACACGGUGCCUUUUUUAGAUGGCUGAGUUAUUAACACGCGCACCACUAACUCAUCUGAUCAUUAAUUCACUGCCCACUUCAUUUGUCCAGAAACAAAAUCCCUGAAUUUCUUCUUACGCUUUAAAGAAACGAAAUCCAUAUACACUGAUCAGGCAUAACAUUAUGACCACCUGUCCAAUGUUGUGUUGGCCCUGACCCAUUGAGGCAUGGACUCCACUAGAUCCCUGAAGGUGUGGUGUGGGAUCUGGCACCAAGAUUUUAGCAGCAGAUCCUUAAAGUCCUGUAAGUUGUGAGGUGGGACCUCCAUGGGACUUAAAGGAUACUUUUGAUAGAUACUGACCACUGCAGACCGGGAACACCCCACAAGAGCUGCAGUUUUGGAGAUGCUCUGAUCCAGUGGUCUAGCCAUCACAAUUUGGCCCUUAAGGUCAAACUCACUCAAAUCCUUACGCUUGUCCAUUUUUCCUGCUUCUAACAUCAACUUUGAGGACAAAAUGUUGACUUGCUGCCUAAUAUAUCCCACCCACUAACAGGUGCCAUGAUGAGGAGAUACUCAGUCUUAUUCACGUCACUGGUCAGUGAUCAUAAUGUUAUGGCUGAUCGGUGUACACUGACGGAUGCAUCGUUGUUAACCAUAAUGAUCUGAGUGACGUUUGAAGGGGCGGGACUUUUUUGGAAGGGUUUUGUUUCCCAGGAUUUGAUUGGCUUGUGAAAAGUGUUCUUUCCAAAACAAGCACACGAUUGAAGGAUUGAGGAUAAUAGAGAAUCUGCCCAUUCACAUAAGUAUUGGCACCCUAGCGUUAACUCAAAUUCUAGACUGGGGGGAGGGGCUCGAUAAGGAUUGGUGUGGUUUUUUUUUUUGUUUGUUUUUUUGUCUUGUUCACAAUUCUAGCAUAACGUUGCUGCACAUUAGGUGAAAGUUCAAUGUCCACAAAAAGAUUUGUACAAAUCACAGACGGAUUGCUGACCACAAACAUGAGCCAAGAGGAUAAAACUGAUGUAAAUGCGUGUCUUUGACACUAACGAGCAUUAAUUACUGGCACUGUGAGUGCUGAUGGAGACCAAACUGAAUUGUUUUACCGCCGCUUUAUUUUCUUUUUAUUCUUCAUUCCAUGUAUUAAUCUUGUAUCUCUGCACACUUGGGUUAUUUAUAUUUGUGUGUGUGUGUGUCAUAUUUUGCUCUAUUUGUAUUUAAAGGUUUUUGGAAGCGCUGAGCAUUAUGGGAUGUGCAGGCGUGUGUACAGUGCAGUAUCUCGGAUGGUUUUUGGGGAAGUGUGUGUGUGUGUGUGUGUGUGUGUGUGUAUCAAUUCAUUUAAACAAUGUUUACUCUGAUGAUUAUAACGGUGAUGAGCGUGAUGACCGUGUGUCCGGAUGACUGACGCUUUGCACCCGUCGUUGUGUAAACACACUGUGGUGUGCUCUCGCUGCUGGACCUUCAUGAAAAAAUGUUUUACUGUACGAAUAAAGACCGGUCAAACCA
Hemibagrus wyckioides is the source of this 5792-nucleotide messenger RNA. RefSeq names its product E3 ubiquitin-protein ligase TRIM62. The transcript has 7 exons. Gene Ontology annotation, molecular function: protein binding; zinc ion binding. Bases 302 to 1780 code for a protein of 492 amino acids. Gene Ontology annotation, biological process: positive regulation of canonical NF-kappaB signal transduction; innate immune response. Lineage: Eukaryota; Metazoa; Chordata; Actinopteri; Siluriformes; Bagridae. The record is from RefSeq and is a predicted model, not a curated record.